Molecule: messenger RNA, 1227 nt
Organism: Pyrenophora tritici-repentis Pt-1C-BFP
Lineage: Eukaryota; Fungi; Ascomycota; Dothideomycetes; Pleosporales; Pleosporaceae
Source: RefSeq, a predicted model, not a curated record
AUGGCGCCUCCCAACUCAUCCGGCAAGGACGAGCGGCUACCAGCAUCCCUCUUCACCGUCUACCAGACGUACAAGCGCGGAACUUCUAUAGUAAUUGGCUGGCUGAUCGCCGCUGACACUGGCAGCCCCAAGGAUCAUCGCACUACCGACAAUGCAGCUUCAACAGAUACAGUUACGGUUAAACAGCUGCUAGAAAGUGCUCAAAAGGCGUCACAUGAGAAACGAGUCCCUCCGAACACCGUUCACGAUGCAUUCAAGAUCGUCCUCGUCAAUCACACGAGGCUCACUAGAUACUAUGAGAGUCUUUCAUCAAUCUCUUCCGAGACAAAAGCAUCAACGGUUUGCCACAAAGUCUUCAACGAGACUCUAGCACAGGCCUACAAUAUCCUCUUUGCCAAGCCAAAGACCUCGAAGCGUUCGCAAAAGAAGAAGAUAUCCACGGCUAGUGAAGCAAACCCCCCCAUCUCCUCCAAUUCAUUCGAAGCUCUGAGCGCAGUAAUCGAGCAAGAGGUUGAUUUCGAGUUGACUGCGAGCCAAUUUUGGGACAGUGAAAUCACCCAGACCACUGAACCUCCAACCAUAUUGAAUGAUACGAUCGCAGAUGCCGUGGCGAUGCAUACUUUUGUGGGAGAGUUGCAGACUUUUGUAACAAAAAUCAAGGAGAUCUGGAAAUCUGCUGCCAGUGGAGAGCUACCUCUAGCUGUAGCUGGAUGGCUCACUAAUGUCGGCCAUCGUUAUCUCCUUCUAUGGGAAGAAUACAGUCCGCAACAUUCCAAUUUAUGGAAGGAUCAAACCGGCUGGUCACUCGUAUCACAAGGCCGGUGGAUUGGCCCAGAUGAGGAUUUCAUCUGGUCCGUCAAUGUGCCCGAGCUUGCACGACUUGGAAAAACAGAUGAAUUUCUCGAGUUCACGCACGGGCAUGGCCUAGCUUGGGCAAGAUCGAAGAUAGAACAGUUCAGGAUUGAGUUGCGAGAUGACAACUCUUCACUCACUUGUACUAAAUUAACUGAGUUUUUCAAAUUCGAGGUCUAUUUUACUAGACUCUCAGAGGAGCAUGCACUGCAGCAAGAAUUUGCAGACGCCACCUGUCAUCGUCUUGCCUCUAAGAAGAAGAUGAAUUCCAAGGAACAUAUCGCUAUACUUAACGAAAUUAUUCAUAAACGGUAUCAGGCAGAUAACCUCCGCGACCGAUCAAUUUUUCGCAGCAUACACCAUCAUCCUCUAUAA